Messenger RNA from Ostrea edulis (European flat oyster), 1670 nucleotides. RefSeq lists its product as uncharacterized. Lineage: Eukaryota; Metazoa; Mollusca; Bivalvia; Ostreida; Ostreidae. Gene Ontology annotation, cellular component: extracellular region. The record is from RefSeq and is a predicted model, not a curated record. The coding region runs from base 238 to 936 and encodes 232 amino acids. The transcript is spliced from 3 exons. Gene Ontology annotation, molecular function: chitin binding.
UUGCCAUUUUAACCGCAAAUGGAAGAGAAAGCCAGUGUCUAACGGACUGCAACUUAUAACAGUAGGUGUGAAAUCACUAUGCAUGAUGUGUGUAGGCACGUCCAGCAAUGCUAUAAAGACUCUUUAAGACUGGGUUAAAAUCAGAGCUUGUGAUAUAAUUCUUAGAGUUUUCAUAAUUUUAUUUUGGAGGGUUGUCUCAAAAUAUAUCUACUAGUAAACGCAUAGGGAGUCUUAACAAUGGGAAAACUAUCAACAGUAUUUAAUAUCUUAGCUAUAUUUACCAACGUUGCUUUCUCACAAUCAAAAUGCGCAAAAAGACCAUUUUAUAUGAAGUCUUACUUAUUUCACUCCGAAGACUGUUCCAUGUACUAUAUCUGUUUUAAUGGACGAGGAUUUCUGAUGAAGUGCGACAACGAAGAAGUUUUCGAUAUCGAGUCCACGUCAUGUGUUCGAAGAGGAUCGGAAAUGGACAAGUGUUCUUCACAUUUCGAUAAAGAAUCCCUUCGUUGUUCAGCGUACGACACCGGAUUACUUCCUGAUACUGAGAGUUGUGCCAAGUAUUUUGAUUGUUCCGGCAAGUCACGUGGUAAACCUACCCCACGUGAAUGCCCAUAUCCGUAUCUGUUUGAUUCCAAGUUGAAGUCAUGUCGAUAUUUUACAGAAGUGACUUGUGGAGAUAGACCAGAACCUAAGAAUCCAUGUGACUAUGAUUUGAAACCUUGUAAGGACAACGACUGUUCUGCCUGUCAUUCAAACUAUCCCAGUUGUGUCGAUUUCCCUGAUGGUUUGAACCCUUGGAGGGGUCGGGAGUGGACACCACAUUUCAUAUUGUGUUCAGGGGAGAGAGUUCUCUUCCACGGUGUGUGCUCCGAUUCGCAGAUUUUCCACCCAGACCAAUUAAAAUGUGUAGAAUCGAAUGUACACAAUCUUAGUUAAAACCUUUAAAAUACAUGGUUUAUUGUAUAUGUUGCAUAAAUUAUUUCUAUUUAUUACCAUUGUCCUAUUGUACAUGUUUAAUGAAUUUGGAUCUCAAGUUUAUAUAAUAUAUUCCUUAGUUUAUUGUACAAUCAAUGUAUUGUUAUAUGAAUGUUCAAGUCACGAGAAUUCCAAUUUAGUGUUUGUAUAUUUUGUGUGUUUUGUGUUCUUGAUAUGUGGCAUAAUUCAUGGUUUGAUUCUUUGUAUAUUUUAAUGUCUAUGACUCAUUAGUUACAUAUUUGUGGACCUACUCAAUAUCAACUAUUACAUGUGUGUAUGCUUAUUAGGAUGCUUACCCGUUGUUAAUUAAAACCUUCAAAAGAAGGAUUUCUAAUGCAUCUCUUAAUUUAUUUCCAUUUAAGAAUAGUCAUCGUAUAGUAUUCAUUUAAUGCAUUUAGAUAACAAGUGUUUCUAUUCGUCUCUUAUCUAAUUUUAGCAUUUACUCCAUUUUCAUGUAUUAUUGAUAUAAUAGGAAUGUUCCAGUUUUGAGAAUUUCAAUAUUGAUAUAGAUAGUUUAAAAAUGCGUCAUUGCUAUACUUGACUCUACAAUGUAAUUAUAUUUAUUUGACUGCUUUGAAUGUUACAUGUUUGAUUCAUAUCUGAUGUACAAAUAGACUCACAAUCAAUAUCUGCUAACACAAAAUCUUGAUAAAAAAUGUAAAAUAAAGAAUAAUGAUUUAUUUGAUAAAUACAAA